AUGUUGGUGCGCUCUCUGCGCCCUGCGCCUGCCGCGCUCCGCCUCGCCGUCGCGCGGCGCGGCUACCACAAGAACAUCAUCGACCACUACGAGACGCCUCGCAACGUCGGAUCCUUCGACAAGGAGGAUCUGGACGUCGGCACGGGUCUUGUUGGCGCGCCGGCCUGCGGCGACGUGAUGAAGCUGCAGCUCAAGAUUGGGAAGGACGGCAAGAUCGAGGACGCCGUCUUCAAGGCGCGCGUGGUUGCAGAUGGCAAGGCGACGUAUGCGAACCAGGGCAAGGCCAAGGUGGGCACCGUCCUCUACCGCGUCGUGUGGAAGGACUUCCCGCCCGACCUCGUCUGGUACGAGCCGGAGGACAACCUCGGCGAGGGCUACCUCAAGGAGUACGAGGCGCGCGUCGCGGCGGAGGCGGCAGCCGACGAGGAGUCGGCGCGUGAGGAUGCGGAGCUCGAGGAGCUGGAGGAGGCGGAGGCGCUCGCGCGCGACGAGUGA
Molecule: messenger RNA, 495 nt
Organism: Emiliania huxleyi CCMP1516
Lineage: Eukaryota; Haptophyta; Isochrysidales; Noelaerhabdaceae
Product: putative NifU/IscU
Exons: 2
Coding region: 1-495 (164 amino acids)
Biological process (GO): iron-sulfur cluster assembly; intracellular iron ion homeostasis
Cellular component (GO): cytoplasm; mitochondrial matrix
Molecular function (GO): 2 iron, 2 sulfur cluster binding; ferrous iron binding
Source: RefSeq, a predicted model, not a curated record